AUCGGGCACCUUGGCGACAUUUAAUAGUAAACAACCUCCAUUAUCAGUCGUUUAAUUUGUAGAAUUCAGUGCAGACAUUAUCAACUUAACUUCAUCAGUUAGUUGGUACGGCAGUCACCAAAAUGCCGUCAAGGACCGCCACAGUGGUUCAGAGACCGAUCUCGGAGGAGAUAGAAGAACUUAAAGCUAAAAUUGCUCUUUUAGAUGGCGAUCGGAAGGCAUACUAUGAGUCGUCUGAAUACGCGAUCAAGAAGAAUCGAGAAAUUAUCAAAUGUCUGCGUGAGGAAACCAAGGAACUUAGAAAGAGUCUCAGUGACAAACUGAAGCAAGACGAACAUGUCAUUGGAAAAGCCUUGCAUGACAAGCCAGUGGAGAGAGCAGCCUUGUCAAGUAAAACAGGAAAGGAAGCUAUUUCCAUAUACGACUACAAAGUGUCGGAUACGAUGAAGCGUUUGAAUGCACUGCGUCACAUCACGGCGUGCAAGCAGAAGAAGCUGGAGACGCUGCAGACGUCAUGCGAUGCCAUGAAGAAAGAUGCAUCGGACGCAGUCGCGACAGACAAGGGCGAGUCACACGACGCCCAGACUAUGCGCUAUCUGGAAAACAGCUAUGACAAAGUAUGCAUGAAGUGUGAGGAAGCCAAGCAGGUGAAAAGAGUGUAUGAAGACAUCAAGUCACGAUUUGAACAGGAAGCCCAGAGUUACCCUGCUAAGCUGGAUGCUAUAGAAUGCGAGAUCGCUAAGACACGACAGGAGCUGAAAGAGUUAAAAGCCAUGCACAACGAUGCCCAGCUAGCCAAGGAAUCGGCCGUCAGUGAGCUGCGACGCCACGAGGACACAGUCUAUAGUGAGAGGAAGAAGCGAGAAAUCGAACUGCAGAAGAUGAAGAAAGAAGCUGAAGAAAAGAAAAUGCAACAUGAGAGAAUAGAAAAGAGACUGCAACAGCGGGGCUCCAUUCAGCAGGAUGAGUUAUCUCCCCAGGACAAGGCAGCACUGACCGGGGAAGAUCAACAACAGAAGAUCACCACAUAUGAAGAGGCCUUCAAGAGAAUCAAGGAGGCGACCGGCGUCUCAGACACAAUGGAAGUUGUGAGCCGGUUUGAAAACCAAGGGGACACAACUCGUCAUCUUGAGGACUUGAAAAAAGAAAAUGAAAAGACCAUCAUUCGACAGAAGGAGGAGAAGGAAAAACUGCGUGAGGAGUUUGAAGAAAUGAAAUACUCUGGGGAGGCCAAACUGUCCAGCGGCCAGGCUAUCCUGGAGAAGUUUGAAGCACACCUCUCGAAGGAAGAGUCGCGUUGUGAUGACGCGGACCGCCGACUCCAGCGUGCGUGUAAGAUCCUCGUUCAGGUCAAGGCCGGGGUGGAGCAUCUCGCUGAUAAACUGCAUCAUCUCAAAGCUAGUAAAGGUCAUGUGCCGACGGCCCAGAUUGCUCCGACGUCGGAAGAGUUUGUGCUGGAUCAGCUAUCACGGAGUGAAGAGAAACUACUCAAACUUCUUGAGGAACUCGAUGGGAAGGACCUCAAUGAGGUGCUUAAACAGAUGGAAGAAGAGGAGUUCCAUGUAGCCAUAGAAGGAAAACUACCUGCCUACAAUACCCGAGUGAAACUUCCGCAAACUCAAAGGGACCUGGCCUAUGAUGAUGACGAAGACAGUGGCGAUGAUGAUGCUGAUGUUCCAAAUCGAAAUACAAUUAAGAAACAGUCUCAGUUUAUUGUUGAUUCUAAAACAAAGAGACGUGUCGCAAAGAAGAAGAAAAAGACGAAGUAGACUUGAGAAGCAGAAUGACUAUUGGACAGUUUAAUUUAUUUUUUAAAAAUUGUUUGAAUAUUUAAUUUUCUUUUCAAAAUUCAAAUAACUAAUUUUUGUUUUGUUAACUAAUUGUAUUUCAUUUAGUAAGGUUGUUUACUUUAAUAUUUGAAUAUUAUCCAAGUUAAAGGUACUUAAUUCUAUUACCACAUUAUAUAUAAUGGUAUUUCUUUUGAAAUUUGGUUCAUUGCUUGAAAGAGUAAUUUUUUCACAUCUAGUAAUGAGAAAUAUAUUCCUGAGUGUUAAAUGACCAACAAAUUCACUACAGAACCCAGAAUUUAAACAAAUUGUUUGGAUAUGAGUAAAUAAAUACAUUCAUGAUCACUAGGAUGUAUUUCUAAAAGGUCUUGAGCUUCUAUAGACACCAAAGCACAGAAAUGAAUUUUAAUUAUUAAAAAAACUAACCCCAAAAACCCCAACAAACCAUGUAAGUUUCAAGCAGAAGGUAGCGUACAAUGUUUUUGAGGAUUAGGUACCUUUAAUAGCCAUUACAGAUAAAAAGCUGUUAGACUGUAAGACUUGUAAGACUGACAAGAUGUUCUGAUCUACAUGUACACUUUUUUGGUGAAGCAGACCAAGUAGUGGAAUUAUAAUCAAAGUGAUAUGCACAUGCAGAUCUUUGGGAAUCGAUGCAUGUUGAAACGUAAUUCAUUCUGUUGUGUAAAUUGUUUCAUUCAUGUCAUUUAUGAUACAAUGCUAUAAAGAUGGGCACUUUUUUGUUGGGAUGUGAAAAAAAAUGAAAAGAGUUACCAAAAGAUUGGGACCAUAAAUUUAUUUUUGGGAAAAAGUAGCCAUACUGUAUACAUGUACAUGUAAUCUAUAGUUGAUUCCCCCUCUCUCUCUCCCCCCCCCCCACCUCACCACCCCAAUCCUUUGGCUGAGGUUGGUGUGGUUAGAUAUUCUUGCUAUGGUCCUCUGGUGGGAAAAUUAGUUGAAGUGCUUUGUAUUGUCCUAUGUACGUGUAUGAUAUUCAGUACAGUUUUUCUGUCAACUUUUUGUUUGUAUUGUCCUACACAUCUGAUGCUUUGGAGAUUGAUCAACUUGCACAAGUGUUUGAUAAGAAUAAUAUUAGUAGGUUGGAAGUUAUGCGAUGAACAAGGUCAGGAUAAUAUGCAACAUUUAAUAGGAUAAAGGUAAUUAUUAAAAUAAAGCAAUAUGUAGACAUCAAGCUAUUAUAUAUAGACAACAGAGGAAUGAACAAAGCAUAAUGACAAGUUAGCUGUUGACUGGUGGUGGUCACUUUCUGUGAACCUUUAGGUUCACUCCAUAUAUAAAAUAUAUUUGUUUGGUUUCUGUUCACCAUAUUGAAUAAAUGUUUCACUCAU
This is a messenger RNA of Gigantopelta aegis, 3133 nucleotides long. Its product is annotated as outer dynein arm-docking complex subunit 3-like. Gene Ontology annotation, biological process: cilium movement; outer dynein arm assembly. Lineage: Eukaryota; Metazoa; Mollusca; Gastropoda; Neomphalida; Peltospiridae. Bases 123 to 1769 code for a protein of 548 amino acids. The transcript is spliced from 12 exons. The record is from RefSeq and is a predicted model, not a curated record. Gene Ontology annotation, cellular component: cilium.